UAAUGUCAUAUUUGUAUAGGUAUAUGGGUUGGUAAAUAAAGUUGGCCGGCUUAUAGUCGUAGUUUGAUAUAAAUAUAAACUAGAGUAUAUUAAUAAAACUAAUUAUGUGCGCUGCUUUCAAAAUCUAUAAUGCGACUGAGUUGUGGCAAAGAGAAAACAGUGUUCCUUCCGUGCCCUCGUUCAGCCAAAGUUUAGAUAAUAUUCUGGGCCAUAACGGGCUUCGAUUAUGUUCACUUACCGAAGUGUUAGGUUUGCCAGGAACAGGCAAAACUCAACUAUGUUUACAACUGUGUGCAUCAAUACAAAUCCCAACGGUUUUGGGUGGAUUGAAUUCAGAGGCUUUGUACAUUGACACAAAUACCAACUUUACAGUAGAAAGAUUCAGGGAAAUCUUGAGAGCAAGUAUAUCUCGAUGUCAACAGCUUCUAGAUAUUCCUUUCAAAACUCGUGAAGAAGAUGCAUUGAAGAAACUCCAUUAUGUUAAUGCUCUAGGCAUUGAAAAGUUCUGUGCCUUUAUUCUCAGACUGCCUAAGAUUAUAGAAGAAAAAAGUAAUGUAAAGCUAAUAGUGAUAGACUCCAUACCUUUCCCUUUUAAGGAAGGUGUAUCAGCAAGACAACGAACUGGGUUAUUAUUUAGGUUGAUGGCAGACCUUCAAAGAUUGGCCGUGGAUAAACAGAUUGCAGUAUUACUAACGAAUGAGAUGAGUACUCGCGUGGGGCUGUCGAGCGGAUCAGUGGUGGGGGCGCUGGGAGAUGCGUGGGCGCACCGGUGUAACACUCGUGUGUUAUUGGCUGCGGACCCAGCUGACCCAGCCGCUAGGUUGGCAGUACUGCUGAAGAGUCCAAACACUCCUGGCUGCGUCACCAGGUUCCAGAUAACACACGACGGGAUCAGGGAUGUCCAAUAAAACACCAAGUGAACAUACAUAGUUAUAAUUAUACUUAAUAUAAAUAUGUAGUAUAUUGUAAACAAAACUACAGCACCAAUAAAUAUCUCAUUUUCACAAAAAUAUCAAGCUUUUAUUUCUACAACAUCAACAGUUAUACAAUGUAAAGGCAGUAUCAGAUCGGAACAUUGCGAAUGCAAGGCGAACAUUUCAAGUCUUAAUUUAUUAUUAUUAUUAUGCUCUUACGAAACGAGAGUGAGUAACACGCGUUUGUAGUCCCCUUUCGUAUCAUCCUGCAAAAUAUUACAUUGUACUUGUAACGGAAUUUGGAAAUAAUUUAGAACUUAGAACAGCAUGCAAAACUCAACGAACACGAUUUAAAAAUAUCCAAACACAAAAAUUAUUUUGCAGGAUUUAAGCACAAAGUGUGACUAGCACAUUCCUGAAGUCACCCGUUAGGUCUUCCUGUAAACAA
Messenger RNA from Pectinophora gossypiella (pink bollworm), 1362 nucleotides. Its product is annotated as DNA repair protein RAD51 homolog 3-like. Gene Ontology annotation, biological process: DNA repair; reciprocal meiotic recombination; meiotic DNA recombinase assembly. Gene Ontology annotation, cellular component: Rad51B-Rad51C-Rad51D-XRCC2 complex; Rad51C-XRCC3 complex; replication fork. NCBI's taxonomy places the organism in Eukaryota, Metazoa, Arthropoda, Insecta, Lepidoptera, Gelechiidae. The transcript has 7 exons. Gene Ontology annotation, molecular function: four-way junction DNA binding; ATP binding; ATP-dependent DNA damage sensor activity. The record is from RefSeq and is a predicted model, not a curated record. The coding region runs from base 105 to 908 and encodes 267 amino acids.